UGUAAUGGAAACUAACAAAUGUAUUUUUUCUUUCUUUCUGUCUUUGCUCAGUUACCGAAUCUAUGAUGAUGAUGUUGCCAGUGAUGUGAGUAACGGCCAGGGCGAAAGUCCUUUAGACAAUGAACUGAGGGAAAAUGGUCCUUUGCUGCCACAUAACACCCACACAGUGAAAAUUGAGGGUCAGAGUAAUUCUCCCACCCCUCCACUGACUACAGACCCCUCGCUCGGCAGCCCUGCCAGAACCCAACAAGUUAUCCCAGAAAGUAUUAACAACACAGACCAAGACAAUGUAGUUCUUCAAAGUCCAAACAAAGGCAGACCAGCUGAUAUCAAGAAUAACCCAGAGGAAACAGCCACAGAUGGGCCGCAAGAGGAAGAGGUAGAGGAAGAAGAGGACCUGAUGAAGGUUUCUGACAGUCCAACACGAGAACAACCGACAAGUCCUAGUCAACUUCCAGCGUAUAUCUCUGCUACGGAUAAUGAGAUUAAGCAGUUGGCAAGUUGAUAUGCCAUAAUAGUGAUCUUCAUGCCAUUUCUACGCCUGCAUCUGUAAUUUCAAUGUGAACGCUGUCUCUUACACUUUAAACAUUAAAUUAGUCUCCAAGAACACGCAUUAAACCAUUCUCUCAAAGAACAUAGAUUAAACCCUUCUCCAAGCAUCACAUUAAGCAAUUCUCUCAAAGAAUACCCAUUGAAAAUCUUUUCAAGAACACAAUUCAAACUAUCCUGCUAGAAUACAGACUAAACCAUUCUCCAAAAAAAAAGAAAAAAACUUUCUCCAAGAACAUGUGUCAAACCAAUAUGAAAAUCCUCCAAACUUUAACAGUUUUUAAUUGUUGUUGUUGUUGUUUAACCCCAGGUCAAGUAUAACCAAGCAGUUCUAUGACCAUUCCAUCAUAUUUUCAAACAUUGUGUCCCAAGAACACAUUACCCAGUAUGUACUUCUUUUUUUUAAAGGCUGCAAGGCAUAUUCUGAGUGGAAUUUGAUUGCACUUUCUUGCAGAUUGAGUAACUAUGUGGAAGCACCUAGAUUUUUCUUUUUGUUUCAGUUUCUUUUGAUUUAUUCUUCCAACAAGGUACAUACAGCAAGGUACAUGUAACUAGGUACAUGCAACUAGGUGCAUCAAGAUACUUACAUCAAGGUACCAACAUGCUAGACCCCAGAUCAGAUGAUUCUUGUUUGUUUUUGCAGUAUUUUUCUCAUUAUAACAAUUAGUAUUGUCCCUAAGCAAUGAUACAUCUGAUCUCGGUCAGGAAUUGAACCCUUGUCUUUAAUUUACCAAUGUGUCUGUUACAGUCCCCACUGAGCCAUUAUUCUACAAGUCAAUGCUUGUUUUCCCAUAUUAGGGUUCUCCCCUUAAACAUUCAAAUAAAAACAUUUACAUCCAUUCUUUUUUCGCUCCUCCAAGAUCUGCACUGUGGGCCAGUGGUAAAGUAGACCCAACUGGUAAAGUAAAAUUUUCUGGUUCAAUCUCUGGCCAAGUUUAGCAACAUAACCUGAAAAUGAUUAGAGAGAAUACCAACCGAAUUGUUAUGUCAGCAAAACUCCCAAAGCAAAGAAAAUAAAACAAUCAAACUUCA
Messenger RNA from Octopus bimaculoides (California two-spot octopus), 1581 nucleotides. RefSeq names its product Golgi-associated PDZ and coiled-coil motif-containing protein. The record is from RefSeq and is a predicted model, not a curated record. Gene Ontology annotation, cellular component: Golgi apparatus; trans-Golgi network transport vesicle; membrane. Gene Ontology annotation, biological process: negative regulation of protein localization to cell surface. Lineage: Eukaryota; Metazoa; Mollusca; Cephalopoda; Octopoda; Octopodidae. Gene Ontology annotation, molecular function: transmembrane transporter binding.